Penicillium maclennaniae is the source of this 3528-nucleotide messenger RNA. RefSeq names its product SH3 domain protein. Bases 1 to 3528 code for a protein of 1175 amino acids. The record is from RefSeq and is a predicted model, not a curated record. NCBI's taxonomy places the organism in Eukaryota, Fungi, Ascomycota, Eurotiomycetes, Eurotiales, Aspergillaceae. The transcript has 3 exons. Gene Ontology annotation, molecular function: protein binding.
AUGUCCAACCCGCCUUUUACGGUCAAAUCGGUCUUCGAGUAUGCUUCGGGCCACGAUGACGACCUCAGUUUCCCAAUCGGACAAAUUCUUACCGUCACCGCUGUGGAGGAUGCCGAAUGGUACUAUGGUGAAUACACGGACGGGUCCGGGGUCAAACAAGAGGGCAUCUUUCCCAAGAACUUUGUCGAGCGCUAUGAGCCUCCGGCUCCUCCGCGCCCGACGCGCCCUAACAGGCCCAAGAAGGAAGCUGAACCGGCACCGGUUGAAUCCCCUCUUACUGUGAGCGAACGUCAACCCGAAGCGGAGCCCGAUGUUGCGGAGCAGCCCGCAGAGGCCGACAAGGACGUGGUUGUCCAGCAGCCACCUCCGCCUCUGUCCCCGCGCGUCGCUUCAAGUCCUGCUAUUGAAUCUCCGACCUCGCCUUUGCAGCCGGCUCAAGCACCUAUGCCUGUCGUCACCACCGCCGCUCCUCCCGUUAAGGCCUCCUCGAAGCCCCCGCCCCCGGCCGUAGCGGAGAAGCCUUCCGGCUCAUCUUUCAAAGACCGUAUCGCCGCCUUUAAUAAGCCCGCCGCAUCGCCAGUUGCGCCCUUGAAACCUGCCGGCUCGCAGUCAAGUUCGUUUAUCAAGAAACAGUUUGUGGCUCCUCCUCCAAGCAAGGACUCGUUCGUGCCUCCGCCAAGGGACCCCGCUCCCAAGGUCUAUAAAAGAGAGGAAGACCCGGAGUUGAAGGAACAGCUGACUCGCGAGCCACCGAUUUCCGAAAGUCGGCCUCCGCCGCCUCCUGUUCAGCAAGAGUCGACAGAGAGCGCCGAGGAUCAGCCAAAGCCCACCAGCCUUAAGGACAGAAUUGCUCUUCUUCAGAAGCAGCAGCUAGAGCAGGCCCAGCGUCACGCUGAAGCUGUCCAAAAGAGAGAGAAGCCCAAGCCUUCGAAGAAGUCACUUGAUCUGCCCUCGGAACCCGUCGCCGGAGAGCCCGAAGAGGCCGAGUCACCUGUUGAACCAUCAACAACCGGUCGGGAUCCAAGUGUCGAUACCGUACGAGCAAAGGCUCCUCCAGCUCUUUCGGCCCCCUUCUCGCCGACGGCGGAGAUUGCCAGCGAUACUAACGAUGCUGACUAUUCCGCCGCGGCGGACUCCGAAGAUGCAGGAGAAACAUCUGCUAGCAAGGAUGACGAGGAGGAGCCUGCCGAGCAACCGUCGACUCAUGCGGUUGAGUCAAAGGGAGAAGAGGCUGAUGAGGAGGACGAGGAGGAGGAAGAGAUGGACCCUGAGACCCGACGCCGACUGGAGCUACGUAAUCGCAUGGCCAAGAUGAGUGGUGGCAUGGGCAUGAUGGGCCUCUUUGGUCCGCCAGGCGGUAUGCCAGGCAUGUCUGCUCCUGCGCCCCGGAAAAUGAAGACUCCUAGCGAAUCAGAAAAGAAGCUCGAAGAACCGACUUCACCUGGCAUUGCUCCUCCUGUCCCUCUGCCGGGAAUGAAUAUCAACACUAGGCCCGUUCCUCCUCCUGCCGAUGUGGAGCAAGAGGAAGAGGAACCGCUAGUGACUCCCAUUACUGAGCAGCAUGCUUCUCGAGACGUGCCGGACGUCGAGGAGGUCAUCCAUGAUGGCGCAUCGCCGUCUGUUCCUCGUCGCUCUACCGACAGACCUCGCCCGCCACCUAUUGCGUCGCGACCUGUUCCGGCUCCUCCUGUACCAGUCGAUAUGCCAGCUUCACCCCCGCCAGUCCCAGGAGGUCGACCGGCUCCUCCCCCGAGACCCUCAGCAGGCGAUGAAUCCGAUGAUGAGCUCUCCUUGCAUGCCGGGAACUCGUCUUCAAACCACCCAGCAAGCGGACCACCUCCGGUGCCUGCACCCGCGCUUCCUGAUCAUAUUGAUGCCCGUCGUUCCUCGACCUAUGACUCUCUCCCACCUGUUCCAACCCCGACUGCUGAAAAGAGGGCAAGCCGUCUACCCCCUCCGAUACCAUCAAAUCUACCGGCACCGCCAGCGCAGAGCCGCGCCGCCGCCCCACCACCACCUCCUGGUCAAAUCCGCCGACGAUCUACUGCCGAUAGUCGUAUAAGUGCCACGUCUGCUCCCCGGCAGGCUGGUGAGGACGUCGAAGGAGAGGUCACCGAGUACGAUGGGGACUACGACACUGAUAUUGCGUCGGGUGCCAAAUUCAAGGAUGCCUUGAGAUCACAUGAGCGUGAUUCCAGCUUCGAUGAGGGUACAAUAAACGAUGAUCACUCACUUCAAUCCCCACGGAGCCCAAUGGAACACAGACAGCCCCCCACCGGUCCCUUCAGGGGAGCUCCUCCGCCGCCUCCAAGCCAGCCGCCUCGGAACGCUAGGGUUUCGAUGGACACACCUCGAGGCCCUCCCCCGCCCCCACCCAACCAAGAGCCAAUAGCUGGUGAUGAAGAUGAAGAAGAGUACGACCCGUUCAAUUAUGCCGCUCCUCAACAUGGUCUGCCCACUCCCCCGCCUCAUACUACCGGACUCCCAGAUGCGCCGCCCCCUCCACCUCCGCAUCAAGAGCCUGAAGAAUAUGAUGAUAUGUAUGAUGCGUCUCCAGUCCAAACCCCAGCAAGCGAGAAGCCGCCUACAUCACAACAUGAAAAGAGGCUUUCUUUGGCACCACCACCUCCUAUGGCUUCGGCUUCCGGUAUGCCAUCCCCAUCGACAAGUCGAGGUCAGCGAGCUUCCAUGGAUAUGUUGAGAGGUCCCAACAUUCGACGCUCCAUGGACGUUUCUCGUCCCUCUAUUGACCAGGGUUACAUCGCCACUGAAGUUGAUCUUGGAGAGUCUACUCUUUGGUGGACGCAGCCCAAUACCCCCCCUCCAGUCUUCCAAAAUCGAAAAGACAUUCUUUUCGAAGUUGAAGAGUCAUCUUCGUCAAAACGGGGUAGGAAGACAACUGUGUCCAAGGACGUCUACAUUUUGUUCAUUGACUACUCUCAGACUGUUGUGACUGUGCAGUUCGAUGGCAAGAACCCCGCGGAUGCCAUCCUGGAGCAGCGUCAUGAAGCUCCACCACUUCAGCUCCGCCAGGACCAACUAGAACAGGCCCAUAACCAGCUCGGAACUCGCAUCUCUGACUCCGUAAAUGCCAUUCAAAACUCGACUGUCGGCGAUGGCACCCCAUUCGGGCUCGUCCAGCAUCUGCUGAACCCGCUUUCUGAUGCGCUGCUUCCUGUUGGAACCCGAGCCUAUGGUGCUUUGGUAUACUCCAACCUGGCUAAUGCAUCGGUCUCUCAAAAUGAUGAAAUCCGCGCUGGUGAUAUCGUCAGCUUCCGCAAUGCCCGUUUCCAAGGCCACCGAGGCACUAUGCACCAGAAGUACAGUGCCGAAGUGGGCAAGCCUGACCACGUCGGCAUUGUUGUCGACUGGGACGGUACGAAGAAGAAGAUUCGCGCCUGGGAGCAGGGACGCGAGAGUAAAAAGGUGAAGAUGGAAAGCUUCAAGCUGAACGACCUGCGCAGUGGAGAGUGCAAGGUCUGGCGAGUGAUGCCUCGUAGCUGGGUUGGCUGGGAACCUUCCAAAUGA